Messenger RNA from Malassezia japonica, 1473 nucleotides. It is a transcript of the gene PEX2, whose product is annotated as peroxisome assembly protein (Peroxin-2). Gene Ontology annotation, cellular component: peroxisomal membrane. Gene Ontology annotation, biological process: protein import into peroxisome matrix. Gene Ontology annotation, molecular function: zinc ion binding. The record is from RefSeq and is a predicted model, not a curated record. Lineage: Eukaryota; Fungi; Basidiomycota; Malasseziomycetes; Malasseziales; Malasseziaceae. Bases 1 to 1473 code for a protein of 490 amino acids. The transcript has 3 exons.
AUGCGUGGGGACGAGCGGGCGUUUUACGAGGCGGCGUACGACCGCGCGCGGCCGCAGAUCAAGCAGAUUCGGGGGCGCCUGUCGCACUUUCCGUCACCGGUGCUGCGUGUGCAGCGCGUGGGCCAGCUGGACGCGGACCUCUUGGACCAGGAGCUGACCGACCUGCUCGCCGAGCCGGUCAAGGCGGCGCUGCGGAAUGUCUCGCCGACGGCCGCGACACGCCACUCGGCAGAGAUCUACCUCUUGCUGAAGCUGGCACUGUACAAGUUUAGUAUCUAUGACCGGAGCGCGUCGUACGGUGCCAUGCUCCAGAACCUCAAGUACCGGAACGAGUGGGCGCAUACUUCGGGGCUGCAAUCGACCGCGCGCGAUGCGCCGCUGCGCUGGUUCCAGCUGGGGAUGUACCCUAUUCUGACCAUCAUCCUCCCGUACGCAUACACGAAAAGCAAGGCGUGGAUGAGCGACCGCUCGUACGCCGACGCGCCGAGCGACUCGCCCGAAUUCCUCGCGUGGUCACUUGCGGAGCAGGGGCAGCGCCUGUGGAACAUGCUGGGGCUGCUCAACUUUGGCUUUUUCCUGUGGAACGGCAAGUACCGCACGAUCGCCGACCGCAUUCUCGGCAUGCGCCUCACGUACGCGAACCGCGCGUUGAACCGCAACGUCUCGUUCGAGUUCCUGAAUCGGCAGCUGGUCUGGAAUGCAUUCACGGAAUUCCUCCUCUUUUUGCUGCCGCUCGUCAAGCCACAGCGCCUGCUCCGGAGGCUCGCGCGCAUUCCGACGCACCCCACGGUGCUUGCCGCGCUGCACGGCACGCUCCCGCAGGGUAUCUCGAAGCGCAUCGGCCUUGAACACGACGAAAAGGCGGGGCGCGUACGCCUCGGCGGACGCCGCGACCGUCCGGCAUAUGGCCGCUACUACAACCUCCCGGAAGAGUGCUGUGCGAUCUGCUUUGAGCGCCUCGAGAAGGCCGCAGGCGUUGACAUCGACGUGCGCGCGCAGGCCCCGCCGCCGCCGCCGCCGCCGCCGCACGUCGCGAUCCCAAGUGUCGACCCACUGCACCCCAGCAAGGGCCUCGUCGCGCGCCGCCGCAACCGCGAAAAGGACCGCGAGGAGGAGCCGGCCGAGUCGAGCGCCGCCGCACAGCGCGCGGCCGUGCGUGCAGCGAAGCUCGCCGAGCGCCGCGCCGCACGUCGUGCACAGGGCGUGCAGCCGCAGGAGACGAGCCGGCCGAGCCUCUUGGCCGCGUCGCCAAACGGGAUCAAGUAUCUCGACGCGCUCGCGACGACGCCGUACCAGACGCUGCCGUGCGCCGAAAAGGGGAACGGGUGCAUUUACUGCUACUAUUGCAUCGCCGAAAAGCUCAUGUCCGAGUCGACCGACGACGAUCUGCAGGACCAGGGCGGAUGGGAGUGCCUGCGGUGUGCAGAGCGCGUGUAUGGCGCAGAACGUGUGCCGGCCGUAGCAGAGAGCUAG